CGGAGGAGGACGAGGACACCCAAAUGCUCGCAAGUUUCUGAUCGUUAGCGGAGGACUUGGACACGGUUAACCUGCUCCAAACCGCCUCACCAGUUCCUCCUGAAAGUGAGACCCAACCAGCUUUCACGGUGGAAACGAGAAGAAGAGCAAAGAUGAAUGCCGUGCGGGGGGGCACAGUCACCUGGCGUCCCCAGCCGUGGCAGGAUGGGGACGGGGGAGGAGGGGAGCCCCUGUCGGACAGCGACUCGGAGGAGGAGGACUUCCCCGAUGACAGCACCACCCCGCUGGGGGACUACAUCACACACGGUCUGAAGCAGCUGCUGGAUGCUCAGCAGCUGUGUGAUGUCACUCUGCUGGUCGAGGGAAAGAAGUUCAUGUGUCACAGGGUCCUCUUAGCGGCCGUGAGCCCGUACUUCCGGGCCAUGUUCACCAGCCCCCUGGUGGAGUCCCGGCUCACUGAGAUCCGACUGGAGGAGGUGACGCCGUCCGUCAUGGAGACCGUCAUCCAGUUUGUGUACACCGGCGAGGCGGGUCUGUCUCUGGACACGGCUGAGGAUCUGUUUGUGGCCGCCAACCGACUCCAAGUCAUGCCCCUUCAGGACCUGUGCUCCAGGUUUUUAUUUGAGCAUUUGUCGGUGGAAAACUGCCUGGGGAUGUACUCCCUGGCUCGCUCUCACCAUGACCAGCUCCUGCUGCGUGCCUCCCUGCGACUCGUCGCCCAGCACUUUCCACGAGUGGCCCGGCAGAAAGAUUUCCUCCUGCUUGAUCACGGCACCUUGGGCAGCCUCCUGAGCUCCGACCGUCUCGGGGUGGACUCCGAGGCGGAGGUCUACGACGCGGCGCGCCGCUGGGCAGAGCACCAGCCCUUGGACCGCUACGCCCACAUGCCGGCGCUGCUUCACCACCUGCGGCCGGGGCUGCUGUCCCAGGAAGAGAGCCGGAGGCUGAGCCAGGAGUUGGGGCCCGCUGCGGCCGGAGAGGGCCUCGGGGGGCCUCUGAGACCGCGAGAGGGGAUGUUCGAGAAAAAGAUCGUCUGUGUGGACCUGACGCCACGGGAGGACGAGAAUUUAGCCUCGAGAGACUACACGGUGGACUGCUUUGAUCCCCAGACGGGGAAGUGGAAAAAGUUAGCGGCGCUAGGUUCGCUCGUCAGCCCCGGCUGCACAGCUGUGGGCGACAGGCUGUUUGUGGCUGGUGGGAUCCUGAGGACAGGCUCUGUGUCUGCAGCUGUGCACGAGUACGACGCUGUGUUGGACCGCUGGAUAGAACGGCCUUCAAUGACGCAGCCCCGGGCUAUGCUCGGCCUCCUCGGCUGUGGUGAGUCGAUCUACGCCUUGGGUGGCAGCAAUCGCUCCGCUCUGCUGGACUCCAGUGAGACCCUGGAGCUGGCGACGCUACAGUGGGGUCCCGGGCCCCGCCUGCCGCUCCCGCUCCGCGCAUUCGCCUGCGCGUCACUGCGCGGGCGGCUUUACCUCCUGGGCGGAACCACGCUUGAACAGAACAGGGCCGUGGUCCACUCGGGCGUGCUCAUUUACCACACCCUGACGGACUGCUGGACACGUGUGGCGCUGGACUCCGGGGCCACCUGUCUUGCCGGAGGAGUGGCCGUGCGAGGGGGAGUCUGCGCGAUCGGCGGAUACAUGAGGGACACCACCAAGUUCCUGGACGGAAACUACACUAAUUUGGAGACUUUGGACGCCACCGGGCGCGUGCUGUUUUUCAGAGAGGGCCGGGGCUCAGCGGGAGAGAGGGAGGUGACCGGGGGAGGAGUAAUGGUCAGCGCGGAGCAGCGAGGGGGCGCGGGCGGAGGAAGCGACCGAGCCCCGAGCCCCGUCGUUUUCCCCGGGUUGCCACGGCGGAUAGCAGCAGGGGGCGUGGCCAGGUGGAAAAGGAGGAUUUACGUGUUGGGGGGCGAGAACGGCUCGCGGUUCUAUGACAGCGUGUACGUGUGGAAACCCGGCUGGCGCAGCUGGGUCCAGAGACGGGAAAAACUCCCCGGAGACACUGGAGGCGUGAGCCAGUUUGGGUGUACCACUCUAAAGUUCCCCAAGAAACACAUACUGUCCAGACUGAGACUAGCCAAAGAAAACUGCAAGAAGCCCAUUGACUAGCUCGACGGGGGCCGACGUGUCUGAACGUAAGGCAUGUGAGCUCCUCUCUGUGUCACAUCGAGUUAUGAAAUGAAGGAAGCACCGUGUCGUUUGCCUGUAAUGUCUGGAUCCUGUGAAAUGUACCGUGAUCUAAAGAGAGACAGGCAGAGAGAAAGCAGAGCCAGGUCCUGGCUACAAAUCCGGUCCACAUGCAUCUGAAUGUAACGUCGUCCACUAUUUGUCAGAACAGCGAAGGGCCUGUAGUGUCACUUCUUUACGCUCCUGCCAUAUUUUUAAGAUUGAUUUUAAGGAAUCAUUUUAAAACUGUGAACUUUUUUAUCAGCGUUAAGUUUAGACACAAGGAUACUGACACGUUUCUGACUAUACUUCUUUCCCACUUCAUUUGCCUCAGCCUUGUUUUUUGUCUGAUGUGACCUGCAACUAAAGGCUACACAAAGAAGGCAGUUUCCCUUCCAGCACCAGUUAAAAAUAACUUUAUUUAUAUAGCACCACAAAACAAGUUAAAAAGUCAUGAGCAAAAGAAAGAAACAAGGAAUCAUUUGAUGGUAAAUAAACGUAGGCAUAUUACAGAAUAGACCUCAGGUGGCAUGUUGGAGAUAUGAACAGAGCCUUUAAGGAAGUAAUUCAAAAUGAUCUGAAAUCAGCUGGAAAUUGAUUGACAGUCAAUGCAUUUCAGGCAACAAGGAAUAUUCAUGUGAAGUCGCCACAAAUUUGGAAAGUCAGUUUUGUCUCUGGGCUGUUGAAGUCAUGUUUGGUUAAAGAAAAAAAAAAAACAAAAAAAACUUGGGGUGCAAAUCCUGUACUGUAUAUAAAGGCCUUUGUUAACAUUUAAUUUGUAGCGUGGUAGUAGGUGGUUACGUUUCGUCACUGUCCUCAUGGAGACACCUGCAAACAAAUAGUCAGGUGAUGUGGUUUCAGGGACGAGUACGUCCUGGUGCAGCGACGUCUCUGGAGCCAAAUCACUAACGUAAAGCUUCAAAUUUGUGGCCUCCACAUUCAGACUUAAAAUCACAUGAACACACCCAGGCUGGAAAAACAACUCCACAACUUGGGAGAUUAGAUGUUGGGAGGAGCAUGCGAACACACGAUUACAUCUGUUAGACAAUUCUGUGUUUUACCUUAUAGGGGAUUUAAAGUAGGAAGAGAGAGAGAUCUAUUACUUGGAGGAAUGUCUAGUGAACGGGGCGAAUAUUGAUUUUAUUUUUUCCAGUAUUUGUUCUUGAGCACAUUUACUACCAUAAACAGGGAGAAGAGCCUCCAGCUCUGUCUUUGAAUCAUGACUCCAGGCUCUGCACUCGUCUGCCAUCACAGUGGAGAAACACUCGGUGUGUAGUGGGUUCAGCGUAUCAGAGGCUCAUCUACACAGGACGGUCUGAUCCAUUUGUCCCAAGAUACAGCCUGGUGUAAGGAGAUUAGUCAUGGCUAGUUUGAACUACUCUUAAAAAGCCUUGUUCUCACUGAAGCACGCAGUCACAUCCCUCCAACUAAACGUGGAAGACGCAGACCGAAUGUUUUCACUUGGCAGACGUCGUCCUUCCAUUCUGUGUGCGGACGCUGCAGUUGGAGUAAUGUGCAGAUGAGGCUGAAAAAGAAGAGAGAGUGUUGUGGAAUGAAAGCGGUGUUCCUCCAGGAAAAAUCAGACUCUGUGGUUUCAGUUAGACGUCACUGACGAGACACACGAUAAGCGUGUAGCGGUGCUGUGCAGACACCUGGGAGUAGAUCUUAUGCUAGGAAAGUUUUUUUUUUUUUUUUUUUUUUACUUACGCUGGUCUCGUGAAAGCAAGUAGCAGCAACAACAAAGCGAGGACGAGUGUGCUGAGAUAACAAGCAGUCUGCAGGUCUUAAAAGUCCCGUUUUAGGUUUGACAAUUUUCCAAAGUUGAACUAGUCGAAAUCGAUCCUCAGACCUUUGGAGAAGUUUACAAAAAAUGUUCGCAAAUGGUUUAAAAGCACAGUAAGUCUGACUAUAAACAGAUAAGAAAAUUAAAUUACUAAAUGAAAUAUGUUCUUAUAGAUUACUCCUCCUUUCUAGAUGCAUAAUGUAAUCAUUUACAAAUAUUUAUUCGUCCCCUGUUGUGGGAUUUCUUAUCUUAUCAUAUAAAUAGCCUAGCAAUAAAACCACCACUUCCUCUCAAGCCUUAACACGCAGAUUAAUUACUGGAUGUUCCUGAGUGAUUUGAAGCAAAUUAGAGCACAAGUCAUCAUUUUAUCAUCAGGAGCGGCUGCUUCCUUCAACUUACUUUAUUAUGAUGGAUGCAUCACAAACUAAAACGAAUCACAUGUGUACAGCAUAUACACACAGUGUGUUCGCCUGAAUCAAGGUUGAACUGUUCAUGACUUUAAUGAACUACGUUAACUUUAUUUAAUGCUCACGUCAAACUGUCUAACAUGAACAGAUCAGCGGCAGCGUUGAUGUCUUUGCACAGAUUAUUAGAUUGAGACAUGAUUUUUUUUUAAACCACUUAUUAAAUUGACAAACGUGUUUUAUCGGUUUGGUUUUAAUUCAUCAAACCGGGGUUGCUUUUGUGUCGCCUGUGACCGUCAGUACCCUUGUGUCUAGACUCUCGCUCUUAUCUCUCCACUCGGUUCCGCUCGACCAGCCGACUAAUGCAAUCCAAAAAUCUUAUCUCUCCACAUGAAAAUGUUCCCUCAUGAACAUCAUUACCCCGCCAACAGCAGAUGUGUUUGUCGUUUGAACAUCUGGAUUAAAACACCGAGGUCUUUGCCGGUCUUCAUAUCAUGUGUUACGCCGUAGAUGAUGCAUUAGGUGCUUUAAUUUAUUCUGCUCUAUGUGAGUACAACAUAAAUUCAAACUCCAGGAUUCCUUCUUCUCACCCACCUCUGGAUUGUCAAGUUUAGUUGUGAUGGUUAAUGGUGAAAAGUGUGAGUGGUGGUGUAGCAGAUACAUGGGGAGGGCUGACCUAGCAUUAGAGUAGAUGGGGGGGGGGGUCUUUGUGGUAUAAAAUCCUGGCGUGUCUGAUCAGAGGGGGGAGGAGACAGUAACAGCCUCUGUGUAUUGUUUACAGGUGUGGCCGACCAAAACGCAUUUAAAUAAAGGAAGGUAUAGGUAGCAGAUAUCGUUCUUUUAUUUAAGUACACGCAACUAAAACGUGACUUUGUUUUGCUGUGAGCUUCGGUUUGUGUUUCUUGAAGGCGUCCUGCCACGCAGCCAGCUUUGUCUCCCAUGGCGCGGCCUGAAUUUCCACCCAGGUGAGCUGGAUUUCUUUUGCCUCGGCGCGCUUACGGCCUGUGCAACAUGUGACGAGUGACGGUGUAGCAUGCAUGUUUUCUGCGCUGAGGCGUGAGUCCGCUCAGCUCAAGCUCUUUGCACACAUCCACACCGACGUGGCGCGUGCGCCCGUCCACAGACUCUAAGCUGCCCUCAUUUGUACAACCCGAUGAUAUUUUGUGAACUGAAAGGCGAAGGGACGCUUUGAUAAAAAGAAGUGCUAUGAAACGAUUAAAGGACUGUUUGCUUA
Molecule: messenger RNA, 5589 nt
Organism: Mugil cephalus (flathead mullet)
Lineage: Eukaryota; Metazoa; Chordata; Actinopteri; Mugiliformes; Mugilidae
Exons: 5
Coding region: 153-2111 (652 amino acids)
Molecular function (GO): protein binding
Source: RefSeq, a predicted model, not a curated record